This is a messenger RNA of Cryptococcus amylolentus CBS 6039, 360 nucleotides long. RefSeq lists its product as hypothetical. The coding region runs from base 1 to 315 and encodes 104 amino acids. NCBI's taxonomy places the organism in Eukaryota, Fungi, Basidiomycota, Tremellomycetes, Tremellales, Cryptococcaceae. The transcript has a single exon. The record is from RefSeq and is a predicted model, not a curated record.
AUGGCUGCGGACGAUGAGAUGGAGCGCCUCCAGAAGGGUGUCGAGGAGCACACCCAGCGCCGCCACGAUGAGAGGAUACUGGUUGAGAAGGAGAAGAUGAAGGCUGAAAAGGAGAAGAUGAAGGCUGAAAAGGAGAGGAUGAUGACUGAGAAAGAGAGGGUCGAGAUCCAGAAGAAGAGGGUGGAGCAAGAGGUGUUGGCCUCCAAACUAAAGAUGUGGCACAAGCACGUGGUGUUCAACAUGGAGAGACGAAAUAUGUCGUAUGAGGAUGCCUCGGCGGAUGCAAGCGCGAUGAUGCAUAAGAUAGAUAGAUAGCCAGAAAGAUAGAUGGACCGCCCUAUGUAAUUAUGCUUUCGCUGA